AUGGCUGUUCUCGCAGCUUCUCGCACUGCCAACACCCAGCCGAGGAGUCCAUGGUCACCUUCACUGGCUCCCACAGAGGAUCAACUUGAACCCAUAUUCGAGGACGACUUUUUCGAGUGGCUGAGUGAUGAUAGAAAUAAUUCCACCGAUGAAGAGGAGGGCCUGUAUGACUCAGGCGAGUGGGAACCUCCCACACAGGAUGAGAAUGAACGGGAGCCUCCUGUAGAUGAAGAUGAUCAGGGCGCUGAAGAGGUAUAUGAUAUUGAAGCUCGCCAGCAGAUAGAAGAACAUGUUGUAGGGCAAGAUAAUAUCGUUGUCGUACCAUAUCCGGAUGCACGCGCAGGUAAACCCAUAACUGGACGACCUACUCGCUGUGCAAAUGCCACAUAUGGACUUGAUUCUGGCAGCACUGUAAACAUUUAUGCCCCCUUUUCCUCCCAAAUGGACUGGGAUAUCGCCAAAUGGGCGAAGCUACAUGGUUCUAGCUCAACAGCAUUUACUGACUUGCUUGAAAUUGAAGGACUCAGUGAUCGUCUUGGCCUCUCAUAUAAGAAUUCAAAAGAGCUAGACAAGAUCAUCGACAACAACCUUCCCGGGCGACCGAAGUUCAAGCGUGAACAAAUCAUUGUUGCGGGGGAAGCAUUCGAUGUCUUCUACAGAGACAUUAUUGAAUGUAUCAAAGCGCUGUACAGUGACCCUGACUUCGCUGAUUUUCUAGUAUUUGCACCCGAGCAUCACUACGCUGAUGAAGAUCAAACUGUACGGUUGUUUCAUGACAUUCAUACCAGCCAGUGGUGGUGGGACAUGCAAGUGACGAUGUUCAGGAAUAAAAGUGCCUAUCCUGUCUAUCUCACCAUUGGUAACAUUCCAAAAGAAAUUCACCGAAAGCCAUCCCGUCGCGCCCAUAUCCUCUUGGCAUACUUGCCCACUACCCGCCUUGAGCACAUCGCAAACAAAGCUUCAAGACGCCGUACUAUUUCAAACCUUUAUCAUGCCUGUAUGAGUCGCAUACUGGCUCCACUUAAGACUGCUGGUACUGAUGGGCUGGUAAUGAGUAGUGGUGAUGGCGUGGAACGUCAUUGUCAUCCUUUGUUCGCGUGCUUUGCAGGUGACUAUCCCGAGCAAUUGCUCGCUACUGGAGUGAAGGCAAUGGAAUGCCCGAAAUGUGACAUUCCUACAGAGGAACUCGGGAGUAACACGGCACCAUUUGAAAUACGCGACCUUCACGCUGUUUUGGACGCUCUUUCCAGGAUUGACGACAGUGACCUGGUGUUUGUACAGGCAUGUCGUGAAGCUGGAAUCAAACCCAUUAUACACCCAUACUGGGAGGACCUCCCUCAUGCAAAUAUUUUUCAGGCAUUGUAUCAAGGUCUUAUCAAACAUCUGCUUGGAUGGCUCGCACAAGCAUGUGGUGCAGCAGAGAUUGAUGCACGAUGUCGUCGCUUACCUCCCAAUCAUCAUAUUCAAAUAUUCAUGAAGGAUAUCACCAGCCUCUCACGUCUCAGCGGUACUGAACACAGUCAAAUAUGCCGAUUUCUCCUCAGUAUCAUCAUCGAUACUCGACUUCCUGGAAACCUUGCUUCGUCUCGCCUCCUCAAGGCUGUGCGCAGUCUUCUCGACUUCCUUUACCUCGCUCAGUACCCAUGUCAUAGUUCUGAGACGCUGCUUUUACUGGAUGAAGCUUGUGCUCUCUUUCACGACAACAAGGAGAUAUUCAUUGACCUCGGAAUACGAACCAAUUUCAACCUCCCGAAGCUCCACUCAGGACGCCACUACUUGACUAUGAUUCAAACUUUUGGGACAACAGAUAAUUAUAAUACGGAGUACACGGAGCGGCUACAUAUUGAUCUUGCCAAGGAUGCCUACCGUGCGACCAAUCAUAAGGAUGAAUUUAUACAGAUGACGAAGUGGCUAGAGUGGAAGGAGAAGAUCGCUCGUCAUGAGCAGUUCAUAAAAUGGCAUCUUGACGGGGAUCGUGCUCCUCAUCAUCCGCAUCCACCUGACUUAUGCUUUGAUCGCACCCAGCAAUUGACAAAGCAUCCAAGCGCUAAAGCUGUCCCCAUUCAAAAAUUGAUCACUGACUAUGGUGCAACCUACUUCCGACAGGCCCUCGCUCGUUACAUCGCACAACAACAGAAUCCAAAUGAGGUGAUUACUCACCAGCGCCUGGAAAACCUUGCUGCAGGUAUUCAUCUGCCUUUCCACGCUGUUCCUGUGUAUCACAAGAUAAAGUGGUUGUCGACUGACGCUCGGGGACACAGCGAUCCGCUUGUCGCAGUGGAUACAUGCUUUGAUACUGCACUUAUCAAUGAUGGUACUGGUAGUUUUGUUGGGGUUAAAGGCUUCCGUGUAGGUCAAAUUCGUCUUGUUUUCUCAAUUCCGGCAUCAGCAACACAGUUUUUGUUCCCUCCUGUUAAGGUCGUACUCUCGUAA
This is a messenger RNA of Suillus fuscotomentosus, 2433 nucleotides long. RefSeq lists its product as uncharacterized. The transcript has 7 exons. The coding region runs from base 1 to 2433 and encodes 810 amino acids. The record is from RefSeq and is a predicted model, not a curated record. NCBI's taxonomy places the organism in Eukaryota, Fungi, Basidiomycota, Agaricomycetes, Boletales, Suillaceae.